GAGUAAUGGUUAAAAACGAGCAUCCUUUUCGCACCAGUAUUAUCGAAGUGAACCUAGUUAGCGAAUCCGAGAACCUUAUUUGUAUCACUGAAGACAAGGUCCAGCGUAGAUUGGUUGAAGGAGUCUUAUUAUCUGAAGAGAGGCAUUCCCCAUUUUUGGUACAUGCCGGAGGCUAUGCCGUCUCAAUAUUAUGA
Messenger RNA from Funneliformis caledonium, 194 nucleotides. The record is from the annotation of a GenBank genome assembly. Lineage: Eukaryota; Fungi; Glomeromycota; Glomeromycetes; Glomerales; Glomeraceae.